Molecule: messenger RNA, 510 nt
Organism: Effrenium voratum
Lineage: Eukaryota; Dinophyceae; Suessiales; Symbiodiniaceae
Source: the annotation of a GenBank genome assembly
AUGGUCAUGUCUGGGCAUGUGUCAAACAAUGAAGCCCUGCAAAUCUCCCUUGGAGCGUCUCGCGCAGGACACGUAGGAGACCCUCCCCAAACACAACUGCUGGUUCUUCCUGGCGCUUUGAGGGACUUCCAGACCACUCCGGGUGACUCCGCCUGCAACCCGCUGCAGCGCCCAAAGCAGGGCGGCGUGCUGGCAGGGUUCGGCGUGGGCCUCACACUGAGCCGCCUCUACGCGCAGUACUUCGGGGGCGAUCUCCGGAUCCUGUCGCUGGACGGCUUCGGCACGGACGUGUUCUUGCACCUGAAUCGCCUGGGCACUGCGUGCGAGGACUUGCCAAAGGACGUCCUCUACAGCCCCUCCAUGCGCGAUUCCUCCGCCCUGGAGAUCCCAACCCAGGAGCAGCUCCUAAUCUCCGCCGAAGAGGAGGCGUUCCUGCGGCACGAGCCGCGGCCUCGGAGCCCGGAGGCCAUGAGGCAUGGGAAUGCAAGGGAGGAACCGAAGACAAGAUAA